This is a messenger RNA of Paramuricea clavata, 826 nucleotides long. NCBI's taxonomy places the organism in Eukaryota, Metazoa, Cnidaria, Anthozoa, Malacalcyonacea, Plexauridae. The record is from the annotation of a GenBank genome assembly.
UCGUUUUCUCUACCUUCCUCCAACUCCGACGUAUUCCGAAGCGGCUGGUGAAUUAUUCUGUCGUACGAUUUGGUCAGCUUGGGUGGCAUUCGUCCUGGGUUAUAUUUCCAUAUACACCUGUCUGGCGUUGACUAUCGAACGUUGGUUAGCAGUUCUACGCCCAACUACGUACAACUCUGUAAAAUCAAAGCACGCCGUAUACGCUCUUAUCUUUGUUUGGUUUUGGGGUCCGGCUGUGAACGCUACCAUCCUGUUUCGAGCAAAGUAUAUCCGUGAGGAGAAACGCUGUGUGUGGACGACACUGCCCGUUGCAAACAAAGAGCUACCCUGGAUGGACUUCACACUGCAGUCUCUAAUACCAUUCACAUCAAUGGUGGUUUUAUAUUGCCACAUUUACUACACCAUGAAGAGGCUACCACGCCUUUCCUCCAACCGAGACGUGCAGCUCAAACGAAUUACGGUGGUGGCACUUCUGGCCUGCUCUGCUCUUAUCAUUGGAUGGCUGCCUGGUCGAAUCACCUUUAUGUUGACCAAGUUUGGUCACCUCGACGCUAAUGGUGAAAUUAAUAUAACCUGCGUGAUGAUCACCUUUCUAAAUUCGUGUGUUAACCCCUUUCUGUAUGGGAUAUACAGUCCCGCGUUUCGCACUGAGUAUAAGGAGGUUUUUCGUAAGACAUUUGCAGCUUGCCAUUGGGGUUCUGGUGACAAUAAGGCAUUUAAUAUUAAUGGCCAUGUAGAGAACAGCUUAUCAACAACGCCAAGAGGAAUUUCAGCUGGAGAAAGGUCACCUAACUUGACAAAUUCGUACGAGAAUUCAGUAUUAUAA